GCGAAUUGGAAGUGAGAAAAAGAAAACCCGCACUUCCAUGCAAAAAUUUGUAAACAAGUUGAAAAGGACCAUUUCAAUUAAAAAAACCUCUAUUUUGCGUUUGCCGCGAGACUUCAGAAAUCCAUGAAAACAUAAUUCCCAGUUUUAAUGGAUUGGAUCCAUUGCAACGCAUGCGGCGUCCAGCCCAGCAAGGACAAGAGCCGCAAAUUCCAGUUGACCAGUUGUGGCCACAUUUUCUGCAACCAAUGCGCAGAACAAAACACCAACCCGGCGUGCAAAGUCUGCGGCACCAAGUGCACCAUGAUUCAACUGACGUCGCAAAUGCCGCCAGAAAUCCAGCACUACUUUUCCGACCCGGAUGAAGUCAUCAAGAAGGCUCUGCAGAUCAUGAGCUUCCAGAAGGGCCACAGACUUCGACUUGCCUCGCUUCGGUCGCAAUCAAGUGUGACCCAAGCACAGCUAGCCGAGGAAGGCAAAAACCUGCGUGUCAAACUAGUCCAGCAGGCCAAGCAGAUUGCCAAACUUGAGUCUAAACUGGCACAAAUGAAACAAAUGUUUGUGGUGAUGUCCGGCAUGCAGAACAGCAAGUCCGUCAAGUUCAACUCUCCGGUGGUCAAGACCCCAACCCUGCUGUCACCAGCACUUUCUGUUAGCUCGUCGAUCCGUUCUGGGCAAACAGUCGUGCCGAACAACAACUCUUCUGCAGACCGGCGCUCACCCAUGUAUGUUUCACCGGAAUUUCUGCAAAAAAUGGGAGGAAUGUCCAAGUCAUCACCAGCUUAUGCAAAAUUGAGCAGUUCCCUUUCUGGUAGGCAAAAAAGCAGUCCAACAGAGAGAAUGGCCAGCUACUUGUCCCAAUGUACUUCCCACCAAUUUAGAAGCAAUAAUUAAAGUUUAGAAGGAAAUAACGCAUAGAAAAAUGUGACCAUAAUAUGUUGCUUUUGUAAUGAGAAAUGCACACUGCCUAGCUGUAAAUUUGCCUCAAAAUGUGAAUCUGUUCUUAUAUAAUUUUCCAAAAGUGUAAUACUUAUAAAUAAACUAAUCCAUUAAAAUUAAAAUGUACAUACUGGCAAUU
Neocloeon triangulifer is the source of this 1075-nucleotide messenger RNA. RefSeq names its product probable E3 SUMO-protein ligase RNF212. Gene Ontology annotation, molecular function: SUMO transferase activity. Gene Ontology annotation, biological process: reciprocal meiotic recombination; homologous chromosome pairing at meiosis; protein sumoylation. Gene Ontology annotation, cellular component: synaptonemal complex. The record is from RefSeq and is a predicted model, not a curated record. The transcript has 2 exons. Bases 148 to 891 code for a protein of 247 amino acids. Lineage: Eukaryota; Metazoa; Arthropoda; Insecta; Ephemeroptera; Baetidae.